Molecule: messenger RNA, 2864 nt
Organism: Lucilia sericata (common green bottle fly)
Lineage: Eukaryota; Metazoa; Arthropoda; Insecta; Diptera; Calliphoridae
Gene: PIG-N
Product: GPI ethanolamine phosphate transferase 1
Exons: 2
Coding region: 134-2761 (875 amino acids)
Biological process (GO): GPI anchor biosynthetic process
Cellular component (GO): endoplasmic reticulum membrane
Molecular function (GO): mannose-ethanolamine phosphotransferase activity
Source: RefSeq, a predicted model, not a curated record
AGAGAUAAAAACAACAACAAAUCAUUAGAUAAAAGAAAACAAAUCGUCAAAUAUUAAAUUUUUUUACAAUAAUCACAUAUAUUUUUAUAAAAUUGUAUUAAAAACGAGUGCUUUCAUAUAAUAUGUAUUAGCUAUGUGGAUUAUUUACUCUAUAAUCAUACACAUUCUGCUAUUGGGCUCUAUAUUUGUUAUAUAUUUUCGUUCGCCGGUCAUUACCAAUCUCCAGCCCUAUAAAAAUAUUCCUUUAGAGGCUCCAGCAAAACGUUUGGUGUUAAUUGUUACGGACGGUUUAAGAGCAGAGUCUUUUUAUCAUGACAAUUUUAAAAAUGUGCCACACAUUAAACAUCUAAUCGAUAACCAAAAGGGUAUUUAUGGCAUUUCCAAAACCCGGGUGCCCACCGAAUCAAGACCUGGACAUAUCGCCCUUAUAGCCGGACUAUAUGAGGAUCCUUCGGCAGUUACUAGAGGCUGGAAAGAGAAUCCUAUUGAAUUUGAUACUGUCUUUAAUAGAAGUUCCAAAACUUAUGCCUGGGGAGCCAAUGAUGUUUUACACAUCUUUUCGCGUCUUUCUAGAGAAGAUGAAAAACGUUUAUUCUUUGAUUCUUAUAAUCAUGAAUUGGAUUUUUCGGGUAAAGAGAAAACUUAUGAAUUGGAUAAAUGGGUUUUCGAUAAAGUGGAAAAGUUUUUACAACGUAAAAAGGCGGAGUUGCAGCCAGAACGUCAAGUUAUAUAUUUCCUACAUCUAUUGGGUUUAGAUACAGCGGGGCAUGUUUAUAAACCUAAUACAAAGUUAUUUUUGGAAAAUUUACAUUAUACUGACAGAGGUAUAAAGGAAAUGUAUGAGCUGUUUGAGAGAACAUUUCCCGAUGGUAAAACAGCUUAUGUUUUGACCUCGGAUCAUGGUAUGACGGAUGCAGGUUCUCACGGCGCUGGUGCUAACUACGAAACCGAAACUCCAUUUUUUAUCUGGGGCGCUGGAGUCAAACACAAACCCUACAAUUCAAAAAGAAAUUCUUCAACAUUAUAUGAACUAGAGCAGGCUGAAAUGGCGCCCAUAAUGUCAGCUCUUCUGGGUAUAGCUACACCCAUGAAUAACUUUGGCGUUUUACCUAAAGACAUCAUUAAUGCCUCAGAACUUUAUCUAUUACAUGCCACACAAAGCAAUGCUCAUCAGUUGUACAAUCAAUAUAAAUCUCUCCUGCAGGAACAUGAAAAAGGUUUAUUCAACAAAUUUCUACCCCAAUUUAAAAUGGAUAUAGAUUUUGAGGAAUAUUUAGUGACACAAAAUUCCUAUGAAACAGAAAAACUAGCUAUUUAUAAUAGUUACAAAUUGAUGUAUUCAUCCCUGAAAGGUAUAGAUUAUUAUUUCAGUUACUAUCGUGAGUUAUUAUUGGCGGCAACUACUGCCACUUUUAUUGUCUGGUUGGGUUAUUUACUUAAAUUAUUGGGACACGUUAAUACUGCUGUUACUAGGCAGUCUAAGAAAAGUAAUUUUGCUUUCAAAUUCAAAGUCUUUCUUUUAUCGUUUCUAGCCUUAAUAACUUUUAUAUUUUGUUUACUGCAAAAGUUAAGCUGGAGUAUAACCUUUUAUCUUAUGCUGCCUUUUGUGGUGGCCAGCUUAUUUAUAACAAAACGUUGUCCUAUAUUAUUAUUUGAUAACAAAUUGGGUUUAACUAAAUUCCAUUUACUUCUACUGUUACUAUGUGCUGAACUUUUGGUUUAUACCUUUUUCGAUAGAAGAGCUAUUUCUUUGGGUUUCCUAGUAUUUGCUCUGCAAGAUAAAAUUUCCUGGCAGUUCUUUAAACAAAAACUGAAAUUUUAUAUAAGUUUUAUUUUAUCCCUGAUUUUAUGUAUAUUUCCCUUACUGCCCAUCUCGGUGGGUUAUUCCAAUAAUGUUUUAUUAUAUGCUGGCAUCUUGGUCACUCUGUUAAGACCAUUUUUAGUCAAAAAUUCCAUUUCAAUUUUAGAUAAAUUAAUAGUAUUUAUAGCUUUAGUAAAUAACGCUAUCUGUGUUUAUAUGCACUCUCAACAAUUGGGAGUUAGCGUUAUAUCGCAUAUAAUAUCUUGGCUUUAUCUUUUAUAUGUUUUUAUAUCUCUAGUCAAACCCUAUUCUCUAACACUUAAACAACGUUUAGAGAAAUUUAUUUUUCUUUUAACUAGUCUGUAUUGUUUAUUUUGCACUUCCUAUGAAUCCUUGUUUAUUUUACUCUUAAUAUCCGAGUUAAUUUUAUCUCUAGACUGUUCUUUAUCACAUAACAAUUUCAAUACCCCCUUAUCCCCCAUAACCAGUACUUUACACAUUUCCCAUUGCUUUCGCUUGGCUUUUAUUAUUCUACUCUACACCUUUUUCUCUUUCUUUGGCUCCGGUAAUAUUGCCUCUGUAAGCUCUUUUGAUCCCAAUAUAAUACGUUGUUUUCUAGCCACUUUUUCUCCCUUUAUCAUUAUGUUUUUGGUUAUUCUGAAAUUGAUUAUACCAAUUUUACUUAUUAUUUCCAUUAUCUUUGCCUUAACUCCCUUGGCUUUGCAAUACGAACGUCAAAUAUUUAUUUGCCUUUUAAUCGUUUGCGAUAUUAUGGGUUUAAACUUUUUAUUUUUAGUUAAAAAUCAGGGCUCUUGGCUAGAAAUCGGUACCUCCAUAUCACAUUUUGUUAUUAUGCAAGUGACAACACUGGUUUUAGUAUUAUUUGUUAAUUUAGCGAAAUUUUUAUUGAAAAUAAAGGUCUCGUCGGGUUUUGAGGAAAAUUUUCUAAAACUUAAAUAAAUUUAUAUAUAUUAAAAUAUAUAUUUUUUUACUUAUAACUUUUUGUAUUAAAUCUAAAACUAAUUUUGUUGUAUCUACAAUUUUGUUAAAUAAAAUUAAAAAC